AUGGCCUCGCGCCUCUCUCCAAUCUUGCGCCGAAUGCGCCCCGGCGCGAUCGCUCCCAUCCCCCAAGCCCGCCUCUGCAACACUGCCCUCUACGGACCGAGCAAUCGCCCCUUUACCAUCCGUUACGCGCAUUCCAUCCCGCGGCCCCCACCGUCGCCGGCCAAACCUAACGACGCCGCCGAAGCUUCUUCGGCCGACUCCUCCAUCGCACAGCCCUCGAAAGCCGGCCCAGGGUCCUAUCCGGUGCCCAAGCCCAUCCCCAACUAUUACCAGCUGCACAUUACUUGCGUACCCUGCGGGACACCUUCCGCCCACAACAUCUCCAAACAAGGCUACCAUCACGGCUCCGUUUUCGUCUCGUGUCCCCAAUGCCGCAACCGCCAUGUGAUUAGCGAUCACCUCAACAUCUUUGGUGACCGGAAAGUCACUGUGGAGGAUCUCGUCCGUGAAAAAGGGGGCAUUGUCCGGAAGGGCACCCUCGGGGCGGACGGCGACAUCGAGUUUUGGCCAGAGGAGGAUGCUGCGUCUGAAACCGACAGUAAAAGCUCCUGA
This is a messenger RNA of Parascedosporium putredinis, 552 nucleotides long. The record is from the annotation of a GenBank genome assembly. NCBI's taxonomy places the organism in Eukaryota, Fungi, Ascomycota, Sordariomycetes, Microascales, Microascaceae.